AUGACACGUCCGCUUGGCUGGGCAAGGAGGAUAUCAAGGAGCUCUCCAAGCGAGGCUGCGCCGUACUCUUCUUCAAGGAGAAGCACUGCUCCUGCCCGAAGCUACGAUGGCGACGGGACCAUCUACUCCAGCAGGGACUGGCGCCUUGUCAAGGACCCAAAGAUGACGCCCGAGAGUUUUCACUACACUGCCUGGUCGACGCACGUCGACCUCCGCACCGCUGGGGAGCUCCGGCAUAGGCACGUUUCCCUUCUGCAGGGCUUGCUCUCGGAGGGCAGCCGCGCCGUGCUGGAACGCCAUCCGACGCUGAGGGAUGAGCGUGACCUGGCCAUGUUCCUGCACUUCCCCCCGAACAUCUUCCGGCUGCACGUGCACUUCGUCCCGGCCAACAGGAGCAUGUGGGCUCCGACAGACGAGGUGGUGCCGCUCGAGCCGCUGAUGCAGUCGCUCCAGUCCAUGACGGCCGGCGACAAUCGCGCAAGCCCCCUCGUGAAGAACUUUCCGAGAGUGGCUGGCUCGCAUAUCUUAAGCUGCGAGAAAUGGACCUGA
Symbiodinium natans is the source of this 549-nucleotide messenger RNA. NCBI's taxonomy places the organism in Eukaryota, Dinophyceae, Suessiales, Symbiodiniaceae. The record is from the annotation of a GenBank genome assembly.